UACGAUCUGUUGCUAUACAUUAAUUCAAUAUAUCUGUUGCAGAAAAUGGUGUUGAUGGAGAAAUAUUGUUCCAUCUUAAAGAUGAAGACUUAAAAAGUAUGCUACCAGGGAGAGUGGGGAUUGUCAGGAAAAUCAAAGUAUUACUGCAAGCAAGAAAGACACCUGAUUUGGAAAUUCAGGAAUUCUCAGUGCCUUCUGGCUCUAGUGAAGAAGAGGAAGCUGAAUGGCAUUCGUCAACUUCUAGUGCUGGAACUGAAUGUCCCCUUCCCAUAUACUCAACUAGAGUCCGAGGUUGGCUCAGUAAUAGUGUCGAUGCCUCCAAGCAUCUGGACAAAAUCAUAGAGGAGACUGCCUAUCAUAUCAUUGCACACAAGUAUAAUAUGAAAUCCAAGACACAAUAUGAAGUUUUUGGUAAAUCAUUAGUGGCUGAACAUCCUAACCUUGCAUUCAGUUCUGGAUCAUCAAAAUGGAGAGUCGUGACACAGAAGCUUUCCCAAAAGCUCAGAAACAUUAGAUGGAGGGAAAAUAAACGAAUCAAUAAAACUAGUAAGGGAGAUAAAAGAAAGCCGGGAAAUGGAGCUCGCUUUUAUAUAUGUCUUCCCAAAGAUAGUGGUAGGUUACUUUUCAUUAACAGUUUGAAAAUCAUUAUAGAUAAUCACAUGUCCUUUGAGGAGAUUGAAGAAGAGUUGAAAGUUGCAGUGGAAGCUGAUGAAAAAGUAGAAAUUCAAUUGAUACUUGAUUUACAAAAAGAAUUGAAGUCAAAAGGAAGAAGAAAGGGUCAAAAGUUAAAGGCUGCAAUAACUGUGAAUGAAGAGUUUGAGAGAGCUUUAAUGGGAAAAUGGAAAAAACCAACAAAUCUAUCUGUACCUUAUUUGUAG
Molecule: messenger RNA, 878 nt
Organism: Anneissia japonica
Lineage: Eukaryota; Metazoa; Echinodermata; Crinoidea; Comatulida; Comatulidae
Exons: 5
Coding region: 99-878 (259 amino acids)
Source: RefSeq, a predicted model, not a curated record